Messenger RNA from Camellia sinensis, 576 nucleotides. Lineage: Eukaryota; Viridiplantae; Streptophyta; Magnoliopsida; Ericales; Theaceae. The record is from RefSeq and is a predicted model, not a curated record.
GAUAAGUCUUGGCGUGUCCGCUAUAUGGUCGCAAAUCAGUUAUAUGAACUUUGUGAAGCUGUGGGGCCUGAACCUACCAGGAUGGAUUUGGUUCCUGCAUAUGUGUGCUUACUUCAAGAUAAUGAAGCUGAAGUACGUAUAGCAGCUGCUGGCAAAGUCACCAAGUUUUGCCAGAUUCUUAAUCUCGAACUUGCUAUUCAGCACAUUCUUCCCUGUGUAAAGGAAUUGUCGUCAGAUUCUUCUCAGCAUGUUCGCUCUGCUUUGGCUUCAGUUAUAAUGGGAAUGGCUCCUAUCUUAGGAAAGGAUGCAACAAUUGAGCAGCUUCUGCCAAUAUUCCUUUCCCUUCUGAAAGAUGAAUUUCCUGAUGUACGCCUCAACAUUAUAAGGAAACUUGAUCAAGUCAAUCAGACACAAGACCCAGAAAUCGCCGAAAACAUAGAUACAGUAGUUGCUCCUCCGAGGAAGAACGUUGGCGUUGUUGAACCAGUCGAUCCGUGGGCUUUUCUGGAUGAAAUCGAAGCUCCCAUGUGGGUAGAUCUCGAUCUAGAAGCCACGUCAGGAUACAAAGACAAGUGA